CGCAGACGUUCUCCGAUGGCAAGUGGUCCUAGCAGUGGUUUCGGCGACGCAGAGCAUCAUCCUGAGAAUCCCAUUCUCGAGGAGGUGGGGCUUCUCCGACCGUUUCCGUUGUAUGUUGAGGAAGAUUUGCUCGUUGGCUCGACUGAGAGUUAUUUAACUCCUGAAGUUUCAUAUGGUCCCUUAAACGCUGCGCCGGAUGCGGAUUGGCUCAAAGCAGCUCGUCAACAUGAUUAUCCUGGUGUUGGAAGGGAGCUUUAUGCUUUUCCCCCUGGAUACGAGCUGGUUGUCCCCGCAGAUGAUGCUCGUAUUACUGCUCCUCCCCCAGGUCAUAUUGGGUUGUAUUCAUAUCAUCUGGACUUUGGGCUGCGCUUUCCCCUGGAUCCAACCUUGGCCAAAUUCUUGAAGGCUUUUAAUGUCUGCCUGGCGCAGCUUCAUCCGUUUGCUAUACGGACUUUGGUCUGCUACUUGUGGGUGGUGCGUUUCAAAGGCUUCCCUGAGACUCUCUCUUUGUGCAAACGACUGCACAGUAUUCGAAGCAGUGAUAACAAGGAAGGGAGCAUUGGUUGGUUUACCACUUACACUGCUCGAGGCAAAAUGACCUGCUUGGGCAACCCCACUGGGCAGAGGGAUUGGAAGGGUCGAUUCUUCUGGCUUCGAGUUCCCGCUGACUUUCCUUUGCCUCGUAGCUUUGUUUCUCCAAAUGGCAAGAUGGAGGGUGUGGAGGUUUUGGUUGGUCAUAACUUGGAGGAUGCUGCUUAUGAGUGGUUUGACUCAGUAGUUAAGCGCGACGCGAACGGAAAGGACGUCGGCCGUGCCCCUAAGAAUUGGCUGCCUCAGUCGAUGUAUAUUCUGCGGAAUGAUGUUCUUUCCGCUAUGCACUUGUGCAACACUCAUCCUCAUGGUCGUCAACACCUUGAUAUGAGCUCCCUGGGUUUAACUGCUGAUGGAACCCCCCAGACUAACGAGCCAGCUGAAGACCCCGCCAAUGCUUACCGUACCAUAGCUGAUGUUGUUGGCGGACGCAGAGCAAGCUCUCGACGAACUGUUCGAGGGGGGAGUUCUGCUGCUAGUCGUACUGCUAGAGGUGGGGGUUCUGUGGCUAGCCGCACUAGCAGAGGGGGAGGCUCUGCAGGAGUAACCGCUGGGGCGAGCACCUCAACGCCACGUUCUGCCCCUGUUUCUCGGGCUACCCCUUCUAUAUCUGCCUCUGCUCGGCGUGGUCAGACCACACGGGGAGGGGGUAAUAUUGCGGGCCAACGUCGGCCUCGCCCUGAGACGGAAAGCGUUUCUGUUGACGUUACGCGAACUGCUGCAGACCAAUUGCAAUCUGCUCAUCCUGACCAAGUCGUGAAUUCCUCUAUCUCCGAGCAGGUGGAGAUCGUGACCGAGGAGCAGGACGUCCCUUUUGUGUAGCGCCCAGGUAAGCGCAUUUGCACUGGGGAGGGUUCUCGCUCGCAGGAGCAGGCCCAAGCUUCUGCCCCUGCUAACCAAAGCACCGCUUCUCUUCCUACUUCAUCUGCUGCUCUUGCUGCUUAUUUGGAGGAGCAACUGAGGUUGCCUGAGUCUUCUGUUCCUGCUUUUGUGAAUAUUAGGAACGGGGAAUUUCUGGAGAAGGAGGCCAUUGAUGUU
This is a messenger RNA of Spinacia oleracea (spinach), 1629 nucleotides long. RefSeq lists its product as uncharacterized. The transcript has 2 exons. Bases 16 to 1413 code for a protein of 465 amino acids. NCBI's taxonomy places the organism in Eukaryota, Viridiplantae, Streptophyta, Magnoliopsida, Caryophyllales, Amaranthaceae. The record is from RefSeq and is a predicted model, not a curated record.